Messenger RNA from Macadamia integrifolia, 3249 nucleotides. Its product is annotated as transcription factor SAC51-like. The transcript is spliced from 4 exons. Gene Ontology annotation, molecular function: protein dimerization activity. Bases 967 to 2205 code for a protein of 412 amino acids. NCBI's taxonomy places the organism in Eukaryota, Viridiplantae, Streptophyta, Magnoliopsida, Proteales, Proteaceae. The record is from RefSeq and is a predicted model, not a curated record.
CAAUUUGCUUUUGACUGUAGUGGAGUGUACAUCUCAGUGUUCUUGCUAAGCUCUUAUCCUGAAUCCGUCGUCGUCUCUCCUUUCUCUUCCCUUUCUGAGUUCUCUGAUUUCGCCUUUUAAAUUUCUCCAUCGAACUGAGCAGCUGAGAUCUGAAGAUUUUAUCUGGGUUUCAACCUGUUUAUUCUCUAGAGGAGUUGAGUAGUUGCAGAAGAAAUCGUCGUGGCUACUGUUUGCGAAGAGGAAGAACAGCAUGCGGUGGUUGAGUCUGUCUGUUGAUGUGUAUCGGAGGGUUUUGUCUUUGAACUUGUAUUGUCGAGUCAUUCUGUAACUGUUCCGCGUGAAUUGAACCCUAUUUCCUGGCUUCUUAUUUUUCUUUUAUCUGUCCAUGGGAUCCAACCUCUUAGUCGUUGUUCCUUGCUACGUCCUGUGGAUUAGCUGAGCAUCAACCUGAAAAAGAGAUUGAUAAGAAAAAGAAAUCAAAGACAAAUAGUACAAACCCUUUCGUUAUCGAUUAAUCUCGUUUGUUCUAAUCUGAUCUGGGCUUGAACCUGCAGUUUAACCUUCUUUCCGAUUAAUCUUCUUCCCGAUUUGGUCCUUUAUACGCUUCCUAGCCUCUUUCUUUCGGUUAUUAUCUGGUUUCUGGGUAGAUUGUGGGGAAUUUACAAGGGUCAGAAAGAAGUUAUGGUGUGCCAAGCAGCGAGCCAAACAAGAUUCCGGGCUUUGAAACAUGAGAAUGGGAUUGCAGGGAGCGCGACUAUUAUAGUUAGAGUCAUAGCAUGCUUUCAACCUUUGCAGGAUUGCCAGGCUGAAUACUUUCGUCACUUGCUCAAACCUGUUACGUAGAUUACUUAGUCGUUUUGCAUCUUCAAAUUAAGCUGGAGGUUGUACUUAUUUUAUUUCAUUCUGAGUGAGGCAGCAAGCAAGCCAUCAGUAGUACCCAUUACUUCUGGUGAUUGUGUUAGUUGAAUGGGAAAGAACUGUGGUUCUUGGACUCAUCAGCAGGAUUCUGCUUUGCAAUCGCCGUUCCAAAACUGCAGGAGCCCUCCCCUGGGUUCAGGGCUGGAAAAUUCAUUCCCUGUUUAUGCAAACCCCCAGACUGGCAUGGCUUCUGCUAAUGACAAUCUGCCAUUGCCAGGGUUUGGUUUUCCUGAAUUGGGAAACUUGAAAACUGCCCAACCAAUUGAACCUCCUGGGUGGUUCUAUUGCUUACCGCGCCACCGGCAGGCUGCCUUUGCUCUGCCUGAUUGCGUUGCCAAAGAAAAGUUCUCUACAUUUCCUUAUGGAUGUUUUGGUCAGGCAGCAGCCUCUCCCGGUGCAGAUCCAGCUUCUGUUCAGAAGCAAUUCCACCAGCAGGCAGCCUUUGAUCCAUUGGAUUGCAUUGCCAAAGAAAAGUUUUCUGCAUUUCCUGAUGGAUUUUUUGGCCAGGCGGUAGCCACCCCCACUGCAGAACCAGGUUCUGUUCAGAAGCAAUUCCUUGUUUUCGAUCACUCAGGGAAUCAAACAAGCUUCUUCAUUAGCUCUGUGAUUGCUCCUACCAUUCCAUUCCAACACCGGAGUAAGAUUCCCCGCCAGUUUGAUGCCAAAGGAAUAUAUGAAGAACUGUCGGCAGCUAAUAGGGAUCCAAUCUAUCAAUCUGGGUAUGUUGUUUCAGAUGGAUUGGAUGAGAAUCAGGAGAGUGAUGAUAGAAGUGAAAUGCAUGAAGACACAGAAGAACUCAAUGCUCUACUGUACUCUGACGAUGAAUAUGAAGAUACUGAUGGUGGUGAAGAAGAUGAUGAGGUAGCUAGCACCGGUCGUUCCCCUAGUGAAAUGACAGGCCACGAGAAGGAAGAAGAAGAAGUUGCUAGUUCAGGUGGCCCAACUAAGAAGAGGAAACUGCUUGAUGGAGAACAUGAAGCAACAUGUUCAGUCAUGGACACUGCAAGUUCAGCAAAGCCCAAAGGUUCGGCAUUGGAAUACGUGGACGAUGCAGAAUCAAGCUGUACUAAAGGAAGGACUCAUGGAAGAGAGAUGGGUGAAUCGCCAUUGGGCAAGAAGUGGUUGAGGAAGGAAAAGAUACGGGAAACUGUAAGCAUUCUGCAGAGCAUAAUUCCUGGUGUGAAGGGUAAGGAUGCAGCAUUGAUCCUUGAUGAAGCAAUCCAGUACUUGAGAUCUCUGAAGGUUAAAGCCAAAGCUCUUGGGACCUCUACUACUACUCUCAAUUAGAGAGAGGUGUUACCUGUACUAGUAGACUAGUAGUUAGUAGUGGUUGUGUUUUAUGAUUUUAGGUGCAGUAUUAGUAUAUUAGUACCAAUUGGUGGAUUUGCUCUUCAGGAUAACUGAUUACAAAAAAGUCCCAAAUCCAAAGCCCAGAGAGAAGAGAAGGAAGUGAGUGAGAGGAACUGAGAAAGCUUUAAGGAAUUGAGAAAGCUUUAACCUGAGUCAUCUACUCUUCUUGACUUUGAAAUGAUUAUAAUUGAGGGAAUCACUAGUUUCUGCAAUUGGGGCCUGCUUUCUUCCCGUGGGCAUAGUGGAUGAUGCCCUAAUUAAGAGUUUUGGUAAGAGGGGGGGGGUGUUCAUCACAAGCUCAUAUGAAUGAUGAUUCAGUGAGAAGGGAAAAUGGUGUUUUUGUCUGAUUGACCCAGAUGAUUAUUUGGAGUGAUUAUCCAGGGCUAUGAGAAAGCUACUCCUGGGGUGGGGGUGGGGGUGGGGGUGGGCGUGGUGCGUGGUUGGGGUGAACUGAUGUGAGGUACUGUGGAUAUGAUGAGCCGAUGAUCCUAUUGAAAAGGGGGGGGGGUGUUGGUGGGUCAUGGGAUGAGAAGCGUGCAUGCGCGUUCGGUGAAUUGGGUCCCAUUGUUCUAGGCCUCCUUUCACACCCUAAGCUUUUUGUUCUCUUUUGGAUCAUGGUUUACUGUUUGUGAGCUUUAAGUGGUUGAUAUGGUUUUUGUCUGAAAUUACGCUGCUGUGAAGUCAGAGAGAGCAUGAAAGAAGGAAGGAAAGGGCAUUUGGUGAUUAGUGGGGACAAACUUGAGAAGGGGUUGAGGAAGAGUCUCUCCAUCAUGUCUAUGUUGUGGGGCCUUGUUGGGGGGGCCAUUACCAACCAUUAUACUGAGUAUUUUUAUGUAUCUUUCCUUUUGUAUUCCAGUCUAGUGGGUUAUUAUGAUAAUGGUACACUCCUGGGUUUGUCACUGUGUUUUUAUGAUGAUGAGAAUGAUGAUGAUAGAUGAUCAUGUUUUCUUUCUUUUUGUUAAGGAAGUAGGAAUUUCUUUA